AUGCCGCACGCCGGGGCUGCAAACAUUCAGGGUGGAGUGACGGUCGAUCUCCGCGCUCUCUCCGGCGUGCAGGUAAGCGAGGAUCGGGAGACGGUCGUCAUUGGAACAGGCGUGUCCUGGGGGGAGGUCUACAAAGUGCUCUCUCCGCUCAACCUCACUGUAGCUGGGGGAAGAGCCGCAUCAAUAGGCGUCGGGGGGUUUUUGACGGGAGGCGGACUGUCCGCCCUCGGUCCAGCGACAGGAUGGGGGUGCGACAGCGUGCUCGAGUACGAGGUUGUCCUGGCAAGCGGCGGUAUCCUCAACGUGAGCGGAACAUCGCACGCGGAUCUCUUCCUCGCGCUCAAGGGGGGUUCCAACAAUUUUGGCAUCGUCACAAAGUUCACCAUGAAGACAUAUCCCUCCCGCGGCGUCUGGGUUGGCGGCGCUCUCUAUCCUGACAGCGAGAUACCGCGCCAGUCAGAGGCCUACUCGGGCUUUAUGGACCCUGCCAACUUUGAUCCCCGCGCGGACCCGGUCCAGGGGUAUGGGUGGACCGCUGAGCAGAAGACGCUGUUCGUGACAAAUAUACUUCUCUAUACGGAGCCGCGGCUUGAUCCACCUGUCCUGCAGCCUUUCAUGAACAGCUCAGCCGCUGUUUCCCUUACGUCGCAGAUAAUAAGCAUGGCCGACUACGUACAGGAACAAAGCGGCUCGCAACCUCCUGGUCUAAACUACAUCUUCUUCACCACAACAUUCGUCCACAGCCCCUCCAUCUACGCCUCGAUCGUAUCCAAAUUCAACAGCUCCAUCCCCGCCAUCUCCUCCGUCAAGAAUCUGAACUGGUACAUGGCCUUCCAGCCAAGCCCAGCAUUGCACGGGCAAAACAGUCUCGGCCUGGACCCCCAGGACAACGGCUGA
This is a messenger RNA of Aspergillus mulundensis, 897 nucleotides long. Its product is annotated as FAD-binding oxidoreductase. NCBI's taxonomy places the organism in Eukaryota, Fungi, Ascomycota, Eurotiomycetes, Eurotiales, Aspergillaceae. Gene Ontology annotation, molecular function: FAD binding. The transcript has 2 exons. The coding region runs from base 1 to 897 and encodes 298 amino acids. The record is from RefSeq and is a predicted model, not a curated record.